UUGGGGAAAAUUAUGAACUUUUGACCUAGUGACCUACUGACCUACUGACCUACUUUGUGUAUGAGAAGUUUGAAAGUUGACCUGACCUAGUGACCUAGUUUGGAUGACCUAGUGACCUACUGACCUACUGACCUACUUUGUGUAUGAGAAGUUUGAAAGUUGACCUGACCUAGUGACCUAGUUUGGAUAUGGUGUAAAAUCUCCAGAGUGGGUCAUGGCCUAGUAACCUACUUUGGACCUGACCUAGUGACCUAGUUUGGAUAUGGUGUAAAAUCUCCAGAAUGGGAAAGUUAUGAACUUUUGACCUAGUGACCUGUUGACCUGUUGACCUACUUUCUGUGUGAGAAGUUUUCAAAGUUGACCUGACCUAGUGACCUAGUGACCUAGUUUUGAUAUGGUGUAAAAUCUCCAGAGUGGGUCAUGGCCCACUGACCUACUGACAUACUUGAGAUAUCCGAAGUUUAGACGACCUUGACUUGGUAAACCAGUUUGUGGAUAUUGUGAAAAAUAACCAAUUUGGGUUAUAGCCUAGUGACAUGGUGACAUAGUAGACCUAACUUGAAGAUACUGAAAAGAAUAAGAGUGAGUCAGCACAUAUAAUACUAAGGGUGUUGUAAAAUAUCUAAGAAUACCACGUCAAGUUCAUGUACAGCAUUCCAAAGCAGCUUUGAUAAGGAACAACUAUAGCAUUACAAACAUAGAUGAAGUAUUUAUAUAUUAUGCUAACCACAAGGAGGAAGACUUCAUAUGGCAAUUGGCCACUCUGUUCUCUUUGAACAAAAAGCGUUAUUACAUGGUACACCUAUCACCAUUCAUAAGGAACAACUGUAGCAUGACAUGCAUAGAUGAAGUAUUUACAUAUUACACCAACCACAAGAGGGCAGACUUCAUACUGCAAUUGACCAAUCUGUUCUCUUUGAAACAUGAAGCGUUAUCAUAAGGUACCCCAAGCAACAGCUUUGAUAAGGAACAACUACAGUAUGACAGACAUAGAUGAACUAUUUAUAUAUUACAUCAACCUCAAGGAGGAAGACUUCAUAUUACAAUUGGCCACUCUUUUUCCCUUUGGACCAAAAAGCGUUAGUACAUGGUAUGCCAUUCAAUAUUUUUCUAUUUCAUGCAACAGAGUCUGCUAAAACAAUAUUCAGAAAAAUAUCACAUUCAAAGUUACACCAACUCUGUACAGACUAAAGUCAACUGCCUAGAACUUUUCACAAAGCACUCUACUAAAAUGCAUGUAUGACAUUAUGCAAAUGAUGAUUGGUGCAAUUCACCAAAUGGUAGUUUGGGUAUUAUGUAUAAUUUUUUGUAAUUUUUGUCCUAAUCAGGUCAUAAACGAUGGAACAACAUAAUUGUGAUGAUCGACCUAAAUGCUGCUACCGUUUUAUUUAAUGACCCUAAUUUGACCAUAAGUACUGGUAAUUAUUUUUUUCCCUUUGUUACAUACAGAUAUUUUUCAACAACUUGUGUGAUUCUUGUUUAAGAUCAGGAUUAUAUUAUUGUUUAAUCAUUCUGUUACUCAUAGUCUUUUGAGACGGAUGUCUAUUGUGUUGUGGCUUUGGUGAUAUCAGGAGAAUCUCAUACCCAGAAACUUCACGGAUAUUAAACUAAGUUAUAAUAAUGGAAAAGAAGACAAUGGAACGGUCAUGUGCAGCAGCAGCUGCUGUUAGUAAUAAAAAAUUGACAUAUGCCAAUGUGGUUGCUGGAAAAAAGCCUCUUCCUAUUCUUGACGGACCUGAUUCCGAGGAGGAGUUCACUUCUAAACCACAUGAAUGGGUAAAAGUGGAAAGGAAGAGGCCUAAAGAGGCAAAGAAAGGCCAUUUGAAGCUCUAUCUAAAAAAGAGGUCAUUUAAAACUCAACUGUCAACUCCAAGAAUGACAACAAAAAAAACGAAAGUUACAAAAACGCCACCAGAAGAACCAACACCCUCACCACCAUCACCAUCAAGAACAACAACAACCCCUGGAAAUGAUGAAGAAAGAAAAGUUGGAAGAAUAUCCCCGCCACUCCCACCACCUGUAACGCAGUCAACAACAACAACAAUGGGCGAAAGAACGUACAGUGAUUUUAUAGACAUUUUAAACGAUUGGGUUUUGAAGAGAGCAGGUGUUGGGAAGAUGUACCUCCCAAAAUAUUAUGAAGGGAAGGAACGUAAGGAAUUUCUUGAGGUAAUGAUGCCGUAUUUAAAUCCUACACUCUUUUUUUUACCAUCGUCAUCUGAUGCUGGUUGUCAGGAAAAUGCUGUGCCUGAAACGCCUCCUUCACCACCUCAUCAAUCUGUCAUUAUGGUGACUGAUCAGCCGCAUACGGUACGGGAUAGUCCACAUUUAAGGGAUCUGCUGCAACGAUCCAGCAAUAUUGAUUUGGAUCAUGAGGAAGAAAAAAUACCUCCUUCGCAAAUUUAUCGUCCCGAUGGUAAAGACCUGAAUGAGGUGUUUUUUGUUCCUGAAUUUCAUCAGUGUGUUGCUGGAGAUCAGGAGGCGUUGGAACAAGAACAUCUGACAACUGAAAUGCCUCAACCAUCUGAUGAGGAUGUUGUUCUUGUUCCAGACUCUCCUGAUCUAGUGAAACAGAUGCCUGUCCGGGAAGAUAGCAAAGAAAAAAUACCUCCCCUAAACAGAGAAUUGGAGGGGGUGCCAUGCACACCAGAGGAUCUUGCUUUGCUAGACUUCUCGGACUUGCUAUAUUAUGAAGAAAAUAGGAAGUGCCAUUCAAAAAGAGACAAAUUACCAAACGGAUUGCCUAUGACAGAAAAUUCGUCAGAUGGGGACGUCCUGAAAUAUCUUUCAGGAUCGUUUCCAGAUAAUGAAUCAAAUGUAACAGGCAACCAAUCAGAAUCACCACUCUGUACACCAAUUGUAAACGUGGAUUCUGAUUCUCCUCUUCGAGGUCAAAUAGUUCAUAAUCUCUUUGAUGAGAUUACGAAUGGGAAAGUGCAACUUGAGGGGUUGCAAUCAUCACAACUUGGGCAGGAUGUCCAACUCCAGCAGUUUCUGGAGUCGAACAUCCUCACCAAGGCUGAGGAGCGUUCAUCACUUACAACUAACAAGUUGCAAGAGGUGAACGAACCUCAUACCUCCCAAGUUGCAUCGACAUCCUCCGCUUAUAUCAGGUCUGAUCCUACUAAGCGGAAGCUUGACCUCGAUGGGGGGAAUUCAAAGAAGCGACAGAGGAGGCAGGACAGGGACUCUGUCUUGAGAUCACUUUUGAAAAGUCCCAAUGAAAGGAGACCUCCUCAUGCAAUUGGUGUUCUACCGGGUGGUAAUGUUGGAAAUGGUGUACCCCAGAAAGACAAUCCCAACAUCCGGGCAAUUUUAAGUGGCACACAUUCUGUGGUACACCCUUUCCAUGAUACCAAGAUGGCGACGUCUUUUUAA
This is a messenger RNA of Lineus longissimus, 3378 nucleotides long. RefSeq lists its product as uncharacterized. The coding region runs from base 1621 to 3378 and encodes 585 amino acids. The record is from RefSeq and is a predicted model, not a curated record. The transcript has 5 exons. NCBI's taxonomy places the organism in Eukaryota, Metazoa, Nemertea, Pilidiophora, Heteronemertea, Lineidae.